AUGGCGUCGCCGCAUCACUCGGGCUCCGCAGCAACCGCGGCCUGCGCCAGCGCGGCCGCGCGGCCGCCGCAGCCGCCGCUGCUGGUCCCCCCUCAGAAGCUACCAUCACUUGCCGCGCACAAGACAAAGCUCCAGCAGCCUGGCGGCCCCGCUGGGUUUCGCUCGCAGGCCUGCAUCAGCGCCGGCGACGGGAGCGACGCCACCCAAUUCAAGCCCUCACCCGACCGCCAAGCCCAAGCCGGCGCCGUCGCCGCCGCCGCCGGGCCCCGGGCCUGGACGCUGCCAGCACGGCCUGUACAGCUUGGGUUUGUCAGCCCCGGGCCACACCCGCCCGAGACGGUCCAGGCGUCCGCGCUGAUCGGGAGCGCGGCGGGGGACGCGGCACAUGGGAGCGACGGCAACGGUACCGGCAGCGGCGUCGGCGGCACGCCCGGUGGCAGCGCCGGCGCCGGCAUCGAGCCGUUUGCGCCGAGCGCUGCUGCUCCCGCCGCGGCCGACGGCGCCGGCCUGCCGCCGGGGCCCUCGCGGCCGCGGCCGCCGCAUGCGGCCAGGCCCGGCGGAGCGUCUUGCCCCCCUGACGCGCUCCUGCCGAUCCCGGCACAAGCGCUGCCUGCGGAGCUUUCGCACCUGCGUAAGCGGAUCAAGAUCGUGCAGCCAAUCUCAGCGGCGUGGGAAGAAGAGGCCCUCCGGGCCACCAGCGGCAGCGCCAGCGCCGACAGCAGCUGCGGCGGCCGCGACGGCAGCGGCGGCGCGGCCGCGGCGCGGCGGCGGCUGGGCGGCCGCAGCGCCUCGGGGUCUCGGGGCGGCAGCAACAACAGCGGCGGCGGCCCAGCGGGCAGCACGGCCGCGGCGCCAUGCGCGGCGGCGAUUGCCAGCAUCCCUUGCGGCGGGGACGGCAGCGGAAGCGGCAGCGACGAGCGUAUUGUCCGCCGCCGCAGCGGCGGCGGAGAUGGCAGGCGCAAGGGCGGGGUGUUGGACUCACACGCCGCGAACGAGGGGGACGUGAGCAGCCCGCGGCGCCACAAGCAGCGCGACGGCCACGCGGCCGCCGCCACAAACACACGCAGAGACGGCAGCAGCGACGGGGCGGCGCCUCGUGACCACAAGCGCGACCAGCACCACCAGCAGCACCACCACCACCGGCGCCAGCGGCGUCGGCACAGCAGCGGCGACCGCUCGCCGCCGGCAACGCGGCGCAAGGGGGCACCGGUGCCGGCCGACUCUCGGCGCUCUGUCGCGCCAGCCAAUGGCCCCUGCACCGGCGGGCUGCCGCCCGCCCACCCCUCGUGCUCGCAGCAGCAGCAAAGCUGCGAGCGUGCGGUUUCGCUGCCGCUUGCGACAGCAGGCGGCACGAGCGGCGGGCCGUCUGCGACGGGCUGGGCGCGCGCGGCGGCGGCGGCGGCGGCAGCAGCGGCAGCGGCUGCGGCGCUGCCGACGGACCCGCGGCCGGGCCAGGACGAGCGCGCGACCGCCCAGAGCGCGCGCGCCCCCGCGCCGCUCAACCUCGUCGCGGCGCCGCUCGACCCCGCCGCGCUCGCGGCCGCCGCGGCGGCAGCGGCGGCGGUGGCUGCCGUGCAGCUGCCCGCGGCGGCGCUCGUGCAGCACCUGCUGGUGCCCCCGCCCGCAGCUGCCGGCUGGGACGCGGCCCCCUUUGGCCACCACGCCAACAACAACAUGCAGCAGCACGCCCACCACCACCGCGACCCCGUCGACGGCGCCGCCGCAGCCCUGCAGCAGCUCGGCGCCGUCCACUGCCAGCUGGCCGCGCUGUACGACUG
Molecule: messenger RNA, 1778 nt
Organism: Monoraphidium neglectum
Lineage: Eukaryota; Viridiplantae; Chlorophyta; Chlorophyceae; Sphaeropleales; Selenastraceae
Exons: 1
Source: RefSeq, a predicted model, not a curated record